UGUCCCCGCCUUCCCCCUGCCAUUGGCGGGGCGGUUUCGGCGGGCUGAGCGGAGGUUAGAAACGCUCCCGGAGCGGUUAACGGGCCGCCAUCGCCGCCCGUCAGCGCCGCCGCCGCCAUGGAGCUCGAGGAGUCCUCGUCGCCCCUCCGCCCCCUGGACGAGAACCCGCGGGUGCCCAAGGGCGAUGGCGCCAAGAAGCGGCUCUCGGUGGAGCGGAUCUACCAGAAGAAGACGCAGCUGGAGCACAUCCUGCUCCGGCCCGACACCUACAUCGGCUCCGUGGAGCUGGUGACCCAGCAAAUGUGGGUUUUUGAUGAGGAUGUGGGCCUUAACUGCAGAGAUGUGACCUAUGUGCCUGGCUUGUACAAAAUCUUUGAUGAGAUUCUAGUCAAUGCUGCAGACAACAAGCAGAGGGAUAAAAGCAUGUCAUGCAUUAAAAUUACAAUUGAUCCAGAGAAUAACAUGAUCAGUGUGUGGAACAAUGGGAAAGGUAUUCCAGUUGUUGAACACAAAGUGGAGAAGGUCUACGUGCCUGCUCUUAUUUUUGGACAGCUAUUAACAUCAAGCAACUAUGAUGAUGAUGAAAAGAAAGUCACAGGUGGUCGAAAUGGCUAUGGAGCCAAACUGUGCAACAUAUUUAGCACAAAAUUUACAGUAGAAACCGCAUGUCGUGAAUACAAAAAAUUAUUUAAGCAGACCUGGACAGACAACAUGGGAAAGGCUGGUGAAAUGAAACUGAAAUAUUUUGAUGGAGAAGAUUACACGUGUAUCACUUUCCAACCUGAUCUGUCAAAGUUUAAAAUGACAAUUCUAGAUAAAGACAUUGUGGCUCUAAUGUCUCGAAGAGCAUAUGAUAUUGCUGGAUCCACGAAGGACGUCAAAGUUUUCCUAAAUGGGAAGAGACUGCCUGUGAAAGGAUUCCGUAGCUAUGUGGACCUCUAUGUAAAGGACAAAGUAGAUGAAACUGGUAAUAUGCUUAAGGUUAUCCAUGAGGAACCAAAUUCUCGGUGGGAAGUGUGUUUGACUUUAAGUGAAAAAGGCUUCCAGCAAGUUAGCUUUGUCAACAGCAUCGCUACCACAAAGGGUGGCAGGCAUGUUGAUUAUGUAGCUGACCAGAUUGUGACUAAACUCAUUGAAGUUGUGAAGAAGAAGAACAAAAACGGAGUUGGAGUGAAGCCUUUUCAGGUGAAGAACCAUAUGUGGAUUUUUGUGAAUGCUUUGAUUGAAAACCCAACCUUUGACUCUCAGACUAAGGAGAAUAUGACUCUGCAGGCAAAGAACUUUGGCUCAACAUGUAAACUGAGUGAAAAAUUUAUCAAGGGUGCAGUUGGCUGUGGUAUUGUUGAAAGUAUCCUAAACUGGGUAAAAUUUAAAGCUCAGACCCAGCUGAACAAGAAAUGUUCAGCUGUGAAACACACUAAGAUUAAGGGCAUUCCUAAGCUGGAUGAUGCCAAUGAUGCCGGCAGCAAGAGUUCUAUAGACUGCACGCUUAUCCUGACUGAGGGAGACUCAGCCAAAACACUGGCUGUUUCUGGUCUAGGAGUGGUUGGUAGAGACAAAUAUGGAGUAUUUCCUCUUCGUGGGAAAAUACUCAACGUCAGAGAAGCUUCUCAUAAACAGAUUAUGGAAAAUGCUGAAAUCAACAACCUCAUCAAGAUUGUGGGUCUACAAUAUAAAAAGAACUACGAAGAUCACGAAUCUUUAAAGAGUCUUCGCUAUGGAAAGAUUAUGAUUAUGACAGAUCAGGAUCAAGAUGGUUCUCAUAUCAAAGGCUUGCUGAUUAACUUCAUCCAUCAUAACUGGCCAUCUCUUCUAAGACAUAACUUUUUGGAAGAAUUUAUUACUCCCAUCAUAAAGGUCUCCAAAAACAAAGAAGAAAUACCAUUCUACAGCAUUCCUGAAUUUGAAGAAUGGAAAAACAAUACACAGAAUCACAAUUCAUGGAAAAUCAAGUACUAUAAAGGUUUGGGUACCAGCACAUCGAAGGAGGCUAAAGAAUACUUUGCAGAUAUGGCAAAACAUCGAAUUGGCUUCAAAUAUUCUGGUCCUGAGGAUGAUGCUGCGAUCACCCUGGCCUUCAGCAAGAAGAAGGUAGAAGAGCGAAAGGAAUGGCUGACUAAUUUCAUGGAAGAUAGAAGACAACGGAAGCUGCGUGGCCUACCAGAGGACUACCUAUAUGGGAAAAAUAGUAAUUGGCUGACAUAUAAUGACUUCAUCAACAAGGAGUUAGUGCUGUUCUCAAACGCUGAUAAUGAAAGAUCAAUCCCAUCUCUGGUUGAUGGUUUGAAGCCAGGUCAAAGAAAAGUUCUGUUCACAUGUUUCAAAAGAAAUGAUAAGCGGGAGGUGAAGGUUGCUCAGCUGGCUGGUUCUGUAGCUGAGAUGUCCUCAUACCAUCAUGGUGAAGCAUCACUGAUGAUGACUAUCAUUAACUUAGCUCAGAACUUUGUGGGCAGCAAUAACCUCAACUUGCUACAGCCUAUUGGACAGUUUGGCACAAGGCUGCAUGGUGGGAAAGACUCUGCCAGCCCUCGAUACAUCUUUACAAUGCUCAGCCCGCUAGCACGGUUGCUGUUCCCACCGAUGGAUGACAAUAUCCUCAGGUUUCUGUAUGAUGACAAUCAACGCGUGGAGCCAGAGUGGUAUAUCCCCAUCAUCCCAAUGGUGCUGAUAAAUGGGGCAGAAGGGAUUGGUACUGGCUGGUCCUGUAAGAUCCCCAACUUUGAUAUCAGGGAAGUUGUGAAUAAUAUUCGUCGGCUGAUGGAUGGAGACGAGCCCUUGCCAAUGCUUCCUAGCUACAAGAAUUUCAAAGGCACAAUAGAUGAGCUCGGACCUAAUCAGUAUGUGAUAAGUGGUGAGGUGUCUAUCCUUGAUUCUACAACCAUUGAGAUCUCUGAGCUGCCUGUCAGAACAUGGACACAGACUUACAAAGAGCAAGUUCUGGAGCCAAUGUUAAAUGGCACUGAGAAGACACCCCCGCUAAUCACAGACUAUAAAGAAUAUCACACAGACACCACAGUGAAGUUUAUAGUGAAGAUGAGUGAAGAAAAACUAGCUGAAGCUGAAGCAGUGGGGCUGCAUAAGGUCUUCAAACUCCAAACAAAUUUAACCUGCAACUCCAUGGUUCUUUUUGACCAUGUCGGCUUUCUCAAGAAGUAUGAGUCUCCCCAGGAUAUUCUAAAAGAGUUCUUUGAACUCAGACUCCGAUAUUACAGUUUGAGGAAAGAAUGGCUUAUUGGAAUGUUAGGUGCUGACUGUGCAAAACUGAGCAAUCAGGCUCGUUUCAUCCUGGAGAAAAUAGAUGGCAAAAUUGUGAUUGAAAACAAACCCAAGAAGGAGCUCAUUCAAGUCCUUAUUCAGAGAGGGUAUGAAUCUGAUCCAGUGAAGGCCUGGAAGGAAUUGCAAAACAAGGAAGAAGAAGAAGAAGAGGAUGAGAGUGACAAAGAAUCAGCUCCAGCUACUGGACCAGACUUCAACUAUCUACUGAACAUGCCCCUCUGGUAUCUGACUAAAGAAAAGAAAGAUGAGCUCUGUAAGCAGAGAGAUAGCAAAGAAAAGGAGCUGGAAAACCUUAAGUGCAAGAGUUCCUCUGAUCUAUGGAAGGAAGAUCUUGCUGCCUUCGUUGAAGAACUUGAUGCAGUGGAAGCCAGACAACUUCAGGAUGAGAUGGUAGGAUUAACUGGCAAACCUUUAAAAGCAAAAGGAGGGAAACCAAAGGUGAAGAAGAUGCAACUGACAGAAAUAAUGCCAUCACCUCAUGGCAUAAGGGUUGUUCCUCGGAUAACUGCAGAGAUGAAAGCAGAGGCAGAGAAGAAGACUAAAAAGAAGAUGAAGAGUGAAAAAAAUGAAUCUGAUGAGAAUCAAGAAGGAAACUUGUCAGGAGAUAAAGAGUCUUCAAGCCUUAAACAAAGAUUAGCACGGAAGCUUAAUACUGAGAAAGGUACUAAGAGACAGGCCACUUUACCAUUUAAACCAGUAAAGAAAAUGAAGAAACGAAACCCUUGGUCUGACUCAGGGUCUGAUUCAGAGUCUGAUGAUAUUGAAGUGGCUCCUCGGAGAGAGAGAGUGGUUCGCCAAGCAGCAGCCAAAAUCAAGCCCAUGAUCAAUUCAGACUCGGAUGAAGAUCUCACCGGCUCAGAUGAAGAGUCUGAAUUUCAGGGGAAGAGUGAGGACAACUUUGACUCAGAUACAAGCUUGAAAGAAAAACCAGCUCCAAAGCCCAAAGUUGCUCCGAAGAAAACUACUGAAAAAACAGCCAAAGCUCCCAAACCACAAACUGUGCAAAGUGCUGUCUCUGCCCAAGUCCAAGAUAUUGAUGAUGAAAAUGUGAGCCAAGCUCCUACAGCUCCUUCUGUCUCCAUGCCUUGCAGUAAAGUGGCACCUAAAAAACCUGCUGCAGUUAAGAAGGCCAGUGCCACAAAGGGUAACCAGCCAUCCAUCAUGGAUAUUCUAGCCAAGAAAAAAGCUGUACCAAAAUCCAGCAAGACAGCUUCGAAGGAGGGCUCCUUAGAUUCUAAUGCUGAAACAGUGGUUCCCAAGAAGCCUGGCCCGACCAAAGGGCGAAAAGUUACCAAAAGACAGCCAAGCUUUUCAGAUUCGGAUUCAGAUUUUGGCUCAAAGCCUUCCAAAUCAGUUGCGGCUAAGAAAUCCAAGCUGGAAGAUGAUGAUAGCUAUUCUGUUGAUUUAACCGCUGAUGUGGACAGUCCAGUGGCUGCGCCCCGAACGAGGCCCGGACGUCUCAGAAAACCUAUGAAAUACUUGGAGGAGUCUGAUGAGGAUGACAUAUUUUGAAUUUUAAAGAUUUUUAAACCGCUGAUCCAAAUUGAUCUAUAAAUUUGCUUUGGGCAGAGUUCUUGGCAGGCUCUCACCAAAGAACUACAUCUCAGAUCAGAAAAUCUUUUACUGAGUUAAGCUUGUCCCGAAAUGUUUGAUACAAGUGAAUACAGCUCUAAUUUCCUUUGGUUUUAAAUAAUUUAAAUUUGUUUAAACAAGAACACCCUUCCCCCUUUCUUCUGAACAAUGGAGCAAUAAUGUGCCCAGCUAGUGCUGAUGAGCUCCCCUCUUAUCCAUUAGCUAGCUGGAGGUCCUGGUAAUUCUUUUGACUCUUUAUGGUCAUUUUAAUAUCAGAGCAGACUUUUAUACAUACCAAAUCUUAUAAAAUACCUUCUCAUAUUAAUCCCCUCCUCUUCAGAGAAACUUUUUUUAAACUGCACAACCACAGAGAUUUAACAUGUGAGAUGCAAGGCGCAUAAAACUCCAUGCUAGUGUUUUUCUUUCUCUACUCUUUCACAGUCUUUUAUGUCUGUGCAAGCCCCUGUUGCUCAAUUUCUGUCAUGUUGAGUUUUAGCCUUUGGUUUUUAAAAUCAGAUCUGGUAGUGAAGGUUUGUGCAGACUUGUCUCCGCACUGUACUCAGUGUUGGCAGUUUUAUCGUCUGUCUUACUGCCAGGAAACCCCAUGUUCAGCCCAGAGGUCAUCCUCAGGUGAGAGGUGCUUGUGACUGCAAAAUACUUUGUACCAUUAAAGAGCUAAAUGGAUGUUUCUGAGCUUAGUGCCUGAGGUGCCAUCUGAGUGAAGCUGGCUGUUAGUGAGGAGGGGAAUCCAGCGUCAGGCUGGACAGAGAUUCUUCAUCCUAGCAAAGGAGACAAAAAGGAACUUGGGUCUGUGGGAACUCAAAAGCAAGCAGGUGGAUAUUCCAAUGCACGUAUUGGAAAGCAGCGGGUUCUCCCAUGUUGGGCUCCUCUGCUGCCAUACUUGGCACUAGAAAAUGCUGUUCCACAGAAUGGCUGCUCAGCAGCAUGAAGUUCCUCAUGCCAGUUCAUGCUUCAAACUCGGAACAUGUUUGUUCUUGGGGACAAAGAGUGACUUCCCCUUCUACAGGCUGAGCUGCACGAAGAGUGCAGCCUCCUGUGAGGUCUGUUCGUCGCCUCUCGGCGCUGUUAAGUGGUUGGACUGUUCAGUGCAGUGGCUAGAAGUUGGUGGCCACAGGCAUCUCACAGACUGGGCAUGGAAGACUUGCAGCGCUCAGGUUCCUCAGCAGAAAGCAGAGAAGAAAAUCUUCCUCUUCAGAAGUACUUCACUGGAGUAUUCAUCUAUUAAAUGUUUUGCUUUUCUUGGAGCCAUUUUUAUGGCACUGUGCAUUAUUUCUUGACUGUCUAUGUAAAUAUUUUUUGUGUUUUUUCUUCUGUUUUCCUGAGGUUCUGUCCUUUUUAAUAGAUAAUAAAAGGUUUUUUUGCACAA
Messenger RNA from Dromaius novaehollandiae (emu), 6235 nucleotides. RefSeq names its product DNA topoisomerase II alpha (gene TOP2A). Gene Ontology annotation, cellular component: nucleus. Gene Ontology annotation, molecular function: ATP binding; DNA binding; DNA topoisomerase type II (double strand cut, ATP-hydrolyzing) activity. The coding region runs from base 118 to 4788 and encodes 1556 amino acids. The record is from RefSeq and is a predicted model, not a curated record. Gene Ontology annotation, biological process: DNA topological change; resolution of meiotic recombination intermediates; sister chromatid segregation. The transcript is spliced from 35 exons. Lineage: Eukaryota; Metazoa; Chordata; Aves; Casuariiformes; Dromaiidae.